This is a messenger RNA of Venustampulla echinocandica, 768 nucleotides long. RefSeq lists its product as uncharacterized. Bases 1 to 768 code for a protein of 255 amino acids. Lineage: Eukaryota; Fungi; Ascomycota; Leotiomycetes; Helotiales; Pleuroascaceae. The record is from RefSeq and is a predicted model, not a curated record. The transcript has 3 exons.
AUGGCCGAUCGCAGCGCAUGGCAGCGCUCCCUAUGGCCAGCCGGCCCAGCUUUCCACUACUUUGUACUUUGUACUGGCGGAGGGAAAAGGGGAGAGACGACAUCGCAGACUCGCAGGCUCGCAACUCCCGCCCAUCGCAUCACACUCCCUCUCCCUCUCGCCCUCACCAAUAAUAACAACGGUUCUGGUAUACUGGCGACUGGCUUCAGGAUCCCGGCCGCGUCCUGCAGCUGCAACAACAACAACAACCGCAACUCGGACGAAGCCCCUGGCGUGGCCCAUCCCGACCAACGACAGGCCCGCCGUCGUCGCUGGCGGCUGGACGCCGUUGACGGCCUGACGGGUUUGGGGGAUUCAAGAGUUGCGGAGCUUGGGAGGGUCGUGGAGCUUUGGGACGUCGUUCGAUCGCUUGGUUCGCAGAGCGCGCUUACGCCUCGAGAGUCGAGACAUGUCGAUUGCGGAGUGGAAUCAAAUCAAGAGGCUUCCUACUGCUGCUCCGAGUGUUUCGACCGGAGCAGAUGUGGAGAUGAGGCUUUGCCCCCGUACUCCCGCUUCCUUUUCGAAUUCGUCAUGCUCGUUGGCUACGAUACGGAGAACUUGGCCCGUACUUAUCCUGAGCUGAGAACAUCAGAUCGGGAUGAUGAUCGAGGACCAUUAGAUGCCGUCCAGCCGCGGAGCACAAGGCAGCAGACCACACUGGCGGCGCCCUGUCUCCUGACCUGCUGUCCAAUCGCCGAGCUCCCCGGCGAUCCUCUGACGAUCCUCUAA